Molecule: messenger RNA, 3983 nt
Organism: Daktulosphaira vitifoliae (grape phylloxera)
Lineage: Eukaryota; Metazoa; Arthropoda; Insecta; Hemiptera; Phylloxeridae
Product: growth factor receptor-bound protein 14-like
Exons: 11
Coding region: 67-1521 (484 amino acids)
Source: RefSeq, a predicted model, not a curated record
CUAUUGAUUGGAACAGAUUUUAGCAACUAGUCAAACAGAGAUGAAUAAUAUUACAAUUAAAAAGCAAUGACUUCUUUAUCGCCUUAUAAAAAGUUGGAAGAAUAUAAAAACCAAUCUUUUGAACUUAGUUGCAUUUCGAGAAAUAUCAAUAUAUACAACAGUGAUGAUUCAUAUCAAUCAAUUUAUGUAAGCUCUGAAACUACUGCUAAAGAAGUUUGUUUUUUAUUAACAAAUAAUUUGCUUGAAAAAUGCUACGAAUGGUCUAUUCAAGUUAUAUGGAAAGACAAAGGAAUAGAAAGGACAUUAGAAAGUCACGAAUUAGUUCUUUUGUGUUUUUACGAAAUGGAACCUGAAAACAAUGACAGAAUAUUAAAACUCCAGCAUAAUGUUAAGAUGUUUGAUAUGUUUAAGCAUCCGGAAGUAAAUGAAUUUUGUUUUCAUAAGAUGUUAGAUUUUGAUGAAAAUCCAAAUGAAAAAGCCAGAUAUAAAAUUAUAGAGAGAGUUUUAAACGGUGAAAUCAAACCACUACAUUACGAUAAGGUAUGGAUAUUCGAUUGUAAUAACCCUAAAUCUAAAUGGGAAACAACUAUAUUGUUGCUGAAAGAUAAAAAAUUAUACCUAUCACAAAAUUAUCAAAAUGUUGUAUCAUUUAUUAAAAAUUUCAAGACUGUACGGAAUUUUCUUAAUGGAAAAAUAACAGACUUGAAAGAUAAAUGUCAACUCAAAGUCUGGGCGUACCUGGACGACUACACCGUUUACACGACUAACGGCACAACGUUAGCGGACGUCCCGACGCCUCACUGCCUGUGCCUGGUCACCACCACCACCAACGCCCCUCAGCUGUACGUAGCGUGCCGGUCCGAAACCCUUCUGUCUUACUGGAUGUGCGCUAUGAGAUUGUCGAAAUACGGAAAACAACUGCGAGAUAACUACCGUUCGUUUUUGAAGAAACAGGGCGAUGUAGUCAACGACUAUGAGUACAGCAAAAAGCCGUUGCCCAAUGAGAGCGUGCGAUCGCACGUGGCCAUGGACUUCACGGGCAACGUCGGCCGGAUCGUAGAAGACCCCAAAGAAGCGCUGGCCAUUGCUCAGGCGGAGACGGGCAGCGUGCGGCGGAGUUGGAGGUCCAGCGGUCGGUCCACGCCUGGUCUCCAAGCGGCCAUAACCAGGCUCGAAAACGACGUGCACCUCUCGCAGCCGUGGUACCAUAAAAACAUGAGCCGCGAUCAGGCGGCCAACAUCCUCAACAGGCACGGCAAUAAAGACGGAGUGUUUCUAAUACGAGAGAGCAAAAGUAAAUGUGGCUCUUACGUGCUGACAUUCAAAUGCGGUGGCAAAAUCAUCCAUACGCCAAUCGCAGCUCAAAUGGAUCCGAUUUACGACGUUGUGUGUUUCACCCUUGACAAUGGCGUGACGAAAUUUUAUGACUUAUUACAAUUAGUGGAAUUUUACCAAUUGAAUGCCGGCAGCCUACCUACUCGACUGAUGCACUACGUGGUGCAAGUACCGGUGGCUAAGUAGAAGUGCAAGCGCAAUCGCAGUGCACCAGAGUACACAGUUCCUGCUGACACGACGUAUUCUCAUCCGAAAAGGUGUGUGUGUGUGUGUGUGUGUGUGUGUAUGUGUGACGAAUAAAUCAGUGACACAAUUUUUCUAAAAGUUAAAUACCUACUACUUAGGUAUUUUAUAAUCUCGACCAUCAAAUUUCAGUUUACUUAAUGGUUAUCUUUAUUUCCCUUUUUUUUCUAUGUUGUUUUUUUCUGAAAGUACCAUACAAAUGUUAUUGUAAGAAGAAAAAUAUGACUGAAUUGUUAGAAAACAUCUACACCGUUUGCUAUGUUUUGACUCCGAUAUAUUCUACACAUUUUCGUGUGACAGUUAGUUAUUUUUGUGUAAGCCGAACGAGUCAAAUAUUGUAGCGCGAUCAGUUCCUAGAUUAACUAGUUCGUAACAUUCAAUCAAGCACCUUUAGGACUUAAAGUUAUAUCGAUAAUAAUAAUAAUAAUAAUAAUAGUUAUUAAAAAACAUAGUAGUAAAUACAUAAAUAAUUUUAGUCACUUAAAAUAAUAUAAUAUUUAUAUUGUGAUAAUUUUUGUCUUGCAUUUAAGCGCGACAGACCAAAUAUUUAGUUUGUAAGUUUACCUUAUAAUGAGAAUAACAUAUUUUAUUUAACUUAUUUAACAUGGUAAUUAGUAGUCAAUAUAAAAGCAAUAAUUAAUAUUAUGAAAACCAUUGACAACAAAAUGUUAAUCUAAACAAUGAUUUGUGAUAAUGUGUAAACAAAGUUGUUUAUAAUUUAUGUAUGUAUAUAUUUAUUUCUCAGUAUGUGUACACACUUUUUCAUGUACGUUUGUAAACUUUUAAUAAAAAUUUAAUUAACACUCUCAAUAUAAACCAUUAUUAUAUAUCAGCCUUUAAAGAAUUAUUGCAAUUUAAAGUGCUGUUAAUCAUUUUAAUGGUAUUUUCUAAUUUAUAUUUUAUUAUGGUACAACAUUUAACACAUUAUUGUGUUUUUUUUUUUAAUAUUAAAAGUGUCCCUGAAUAAAUUCUAAAAUUUGAUAUUAUUGUAUUUCAUGUAUUACCAAGCAAUAUUACAUUUAAAGUUUUAUAAGAAAAUCUUUUAAAAAUGUAACUAUGCUACAGUCUUAUUUGUUUUUUGACCUAUCUACCUUAGAGUUAAAAAAAUAAUAAUUUUUUAUAUUUUAAAUUAUGUAAUGGUUUUUUAUUUCUAAAUAAAAUUAUUUAUGUUAAUGUGUUUAUCUUAAGAGUAAUUGACUUAAAUAUAUACUUUUGUUUGUCUGUUAACAAUUUAUGUGUUAUGGUAACAAUGUGUGUAUGCAUAUUUGAGUAAAUAUAUAGAGUGUACAGUAAGUAAGGAAACGGGUUUCUAUUGUUCUCAUUGUUUGUAACAAUUGACCUGUUUCCUUACUUACUGAACACUCUGUAUAUAUAUAUAUAGACACACACAUAUAUAAUCAUAUUGAAUAUAAUAUAACUAAGCAAUCUAAGUGAAGAUGUGCAUGAUUUUUUUUUUGCAUUAAAUUGAAAAUAAACUUCAUUAUCUUCAAUAGUUUGAACUUAGGGUUGAAAAAUAUGUCAUAUUGUGUACUGGGAAACGAAUGUGAUAAGUGCAGUGCAAUUAAUUACUAAAGUUAUAACAAAAAACUAUAAAUAUGCUAUUACAUUCAUUUUCAUAAGAUUUAAUAACAUAAAAUAUAUUAAUCAAGUAAUUAUUUAUAAAAAAAAAAGUAAUUUUAUAAAAUAUAUUUAUAUAUAAUUUAUUAUCAAGUCAAUGUUUAUGUGAUUAUUGAAGUACAAAUGACCUUUUAAUUUAUUCCCCUUCCCCUUUUAGAGAGUAUUACCACUUGACUAUUUCAUUUUGAUUUUAUUUAAUAAAAAUCUAUAUAUUUAAUGUAUUUUUAAUAAUUUAUAUAUGUUUUGAAAAUUGUGUAAAUUACUGAUAACCUAAUAUUUGUUGACUAUGCUGAAGUCAUAGAUGAAUUUUUUUUUUUUUUUUGUAAAUCAGCAUUUGUGUUCCUACGAUUUGUUAUUGCAGGAUAAUAAUAAAUUAUCAUUAUUAUUUAAUUUUGUAACGUAUUUGAAUUAAAACUAUGUUUAUGUUAUGAUUGUCGUCAUGGAUGUUUUUAUGUUAAUUUGUAUGUAGUCAGUAAGAGUAUUAUUUUUAAAAUUAAUGUAAAUCUAUAUUUAUUUGUAUUUAUAUAAUAUUAUCUAGCUCCUUUUUUCUCCCAAUAAUUAAGUUUUUACAGACAAUCAAAUUGUAGGCAGUUUUUACAAAAAACAAAAUAUAUGUAUGUAUUCAAACACGUAUGUAUAUAUAAUAUAUCAUUUUUUUCACGUUUUUAGGAUAUUUAAUUUGUGAAAUAGGAGAUACAAUAUAAUAAAAUUAUUGUUGUGAUUUUAAUAACUUUUGUAUAUGUUUUUAUUUUAUCUUAAAUUAUAUGAGAAUGAUAUAUAAAUUUUAA